Molecule: messenger RNA, 4078 nt
Organism: Dunckerocampus dactyliophorus (ringed pipefish)
Lineage: Eukaryota; Metazoa; Chordata; Actinopteri; Syngnathiformes; Syngnathidae
Gene: mri1
Product: methylthioribose-1-phosphate isomerase 1
Exons: 6
Coding region: 327-1388 (353 amino acids)
Molecular function (GO): S-methyl-5-thioribose-1-phosphate isomerase activity
Source: RefSeq, a predicted model, not a curated record
UGAGUGGGCGUGGCUAAAGGGGCGAGGACUUCCGGCUUGGUGGACACGUGGUUCCGUGUCUGUCUGCCUGUCAGCGCGUGAAGCGCUUCAACCCUCUUCUUCUCCUCCUAAAACCUUCUCCUCUUCUCCUCCCUCCUCCUGGCGUCAACUUUCUUCUUAGCAGCGACCUUCCCUUCAAACCAGGAAAGUGUGAGAGUCAAAGUGUGUGUGCGCGCGCGCGUGUGUGUGUGUGUUAGUGUGUGUGUGACUGUGAAGUGUGAUAGAGAAGCAGCUACCGGUCCGUCCGCGGUCUCCCCUUCCACAACAUCCCGCCUCGUCUGUCGGACAUGACGCUGGAAUCGAUCCGCUACCGGAGCGGGUCUCUGCAGAUCCUCGAUCAGCUGCUGCUGCCUCAGCAGACCGUCUACGAUGACAUCCGCUCCGUGCAGGACGCCUACGAGGCCAUCAAGUCCAUGAAGGUUCGGGGGGCCCCAGCCAUCGCCAUCGUGGGCUGCCUCAGCUUGGCCGUGGAGUUACGAGCAGGUGCAGGUGGCGAUGACCCGGUGACCUUCAUCCGGGAGUCUCUGUGUCACCUGACCUCAGCCAGGCCCACCGCUGUCAACAUGGGCCGUGCCGCCCGCGAACUGAUGGAGUUUGCGGAGAACGAGAGCAUGGAGAAGAACUCUGAGCAGCUGAGAGAAAGUGUAAUAGCCUGGAUUGAAGACAUGCUAGAGCGAGACGUCAAUGACAACAAGAAGAUCGGUAACUAUGGUGCCCAGCACAUCCUUUCUGGCGUCCCGAGGGACUCUGUGACCAUCCUCACACACUGCAACACCGGCUCCCUCGCCACCGCCGGAUACGGGACUGCACUGGGAGUGGUACGAAGCCUCCACACGUUGGGCAGGCUGAAGCGUGUCUACUGCACAGAAACCAGGCCGUACAACCAGGGCUCUCGACUAACAGCGUACGAGGCGGUAGCAGAGGGAAUCCCCGCUACGCUCAUCACAGACAGCAUGGCGGCCCUCACCAUGAGAGAAAUGAACAUCACAGCUGUGGUGGUGGGAGCAGACAGGGUAGUUGCCAACGGAGACACGGCCAACAAAGUGGGAACGUACCAGCUAGCCAUUGCUGCCAAGCAUCAUGGGAUACCGUUCUACGUGGCGGCGCCCAGCACCUCAUGCGACCUAAGCCUGGAGAGCGGCAGGGACAUCAUCAUCGAAGUUCGCCCGCCUGAGGAACUCACCAGUAUUAAUGGAGUCACCAUUGCCGCGCCAGGUAUCGAGGUGUGGAACCCGGCAUUUGACGUGACUCCCCACCAGCUGAUCACAGGAGGCAUCAUCACAGAGUUGGGGGUCUUCCUGCCCUCCGAGCUCCAAGCAGCCCUCACUGGCCGCCUCACUGCUCUCUAGAGCAUUACCUGCUGGAGUCUGUGCGCCACGGCACCUUAACACACACACACACACACACACACACACACACGCUCCAUCAUGAUGUGGUUUCCAUGAUAAAAACAGGUUUUUCUCACACACACACAUCCACAAACACACACACACUGCAGGGAGUCAAAGAGACAUGUGCAGCCACUUUCCACAAUUCCACGAUGUUCCUAGAAUUAGUCAUACGAUUCAUGACAGUGUGUCUAUUCAAAAGCGACGGAAGCACAUUUACAAUCACAACCGAGGGGAAUUUUAAUUUGUACAAACUGCCAACUAGACUGUUUUUUUAAUUUAUUUAAAUGUUGGGCAUCCGAUCAGCUUUGCUGUCCACUUGUAAAUACACGUGCCCCUGCUGGUUGCGUGUACAUAAUGUACAAAAUGAAGCCACUGCUAGUUUUAAUCAUCAUAAUGUUAUAUUAACAUUCACGUCUGUGUUGCUGUAGACACGUUUGUAGGAGCUUCAUCCACGUUUCUAGCUGUAAUAUCAACAGGCCUGUCACCAUAACUAAUUUUGCUGGAUGCUAAUUGGCCCACAAAUUAUUGCCGAUAAACGAUAUUAUUGUCAACAUUAUUUUCAGACCGUUUUUUCAUGAAUGUAAUGAUAAUACAGUGGUGUGAAAGUGUCUGCCCCCUUCCUGAGUUCUUAUUUUUUUGCAUGUUUGUCACACUUAAAUGUUUCAGAUCAUCAAACAAGCAUAAAUAUUAGUCAGUGACAACACAACUGAACACAAAAUGCAGUUUUUAAAUGAAACGUUUUAUUAUUAAUGGAGAAAAAAAAUCCAAAGCUACAUGGCCCUGUGUGAAAAACUGAUUGCCCCCUAAACCUAAUAACUGGUUGGGCCACCCUUAGCAGCAACAACUGCAAUCAAGCAUUUGCGAUAACUUGCAAUGAGUCUCUAACAGCGCUGGGGAGGAAUUUUGGCCCACUCAUCUUUGCAGAAUUGUUGUCAUUCAGCCACAUUACAAACUGCAUUUUUCGUUCAGUUGUGUUGUCAUUGACUAAUAUUUAAAUUUGUUUGAUGAUCUGAAACAUAUAAGUGUGACAAACAUGCAAAAAAAAAAAAUCAGGAAAGGGGCAAGCACUUUUUCACACCACUGUAUAUGACAUAAUAAUGCAAGGACACCGUAUUAAAAGCAACUUUAAUUUUAAUUAGAGUAUUUACCAUUGUAAUUGGAAUGUCAAGAGCUUUCAAAUAAAAAACAAACAAAAACCCCCAAUGAACAUAAACUGGACAGAAAUUGCACUAAAAUAAAUAUCACAAUAUUUCUGAUUUUGAAUCAGUGUCACUUUCGUUGUGGCAAACAGUGCUCUUAUUUUGAAAGCCGGAAGUCUGUUGUGUGUGUGUUGAGAGUGUCCAUUGACUGUUCAGACGAGCUGGGUGCAAGAAUAAACGUGACUCGUCUUUUUAACUCAGAACCUGCACGUCGUCAGCGGGCGUUGUAAAACGCUGGCUUACAUUAAAGCGGUAAAACACAACACGUCGCAAACACUCAUCCAGCCUGAGUCGCACUAGCAUGCUCUGCUAAACUAAACUAACCCAGCUAGCUUCCAUUCACGAACCAUAAGAAAGGAGCUUCCAAGUUUUUUCGCCACCAGUUUGACGUGUUUAGUUCAGGAGAGUGUGAGUUAGUGUUUGGGCUGAGAUUCCGCCACGACUGAGCGGUCCGCCGGGGUGAUACUUCACAUGAACGUUCCUCAUUUCAUUCACAUUAUGUCACUUUGCGUGAGAUUCCGCGUUUAAGAGUAACGUCAAUUUAUCGACUUUGUUUUUAUGUAUCGGGCAAUUCAUUGGUUUGUUGAUUAACGUGACAGGACUAAAUAUCAACAACCAUUUUUUUUUGUUUGUUUGUUUUUUUGGUGUUGCCCGUGCAGCCACAUUCUGAGCAAUGGAAUUUCUUAGUGGUCCCUGAAGAGACGCACAGCUGUGUUUAUACCUCAUGUCAUGUUUACAUCCCUUACUUUAUCAUACCCGACUCAUUAUACACUACUCACAAAAAGUUGGGGAUAUUAUUUUAGCUUCAUCCUGGAAUUUCACCCCAAAAUCUUUUUGUGCGUAGUGUGUAUGUAGUAGUGUAGUAGUACAUAUGUAGCCAUGCUGAUGUUCACAGUACAGUACUGCACUGGACACUCUGUAGAAUAAAGACUAUAGAAAAGAGAGCGUAUCAACAAAACAGCUUUAAAUUACACACAUAUAAAACACACACACUCAGCUAAUGAAGGAAUAAACGAAUUUAGUGUGAAGACGGUCAAUUAGCCAUUCAGAAGCCAGGGUGAGUGAGACAUCUCUACUUUGCGCCUUCUUUUUUUUCCACUGUUUGAAAAAUAUGACGACGUAUUACAUUUGUGUCACUGCAGACUCACGCUGACGAACACAGCAAACACCAUUUAUAGUCCGUUAACAUAAACACUGCCAAAACUGGUGCGCACUGUCCAAAAGUGAAUUUUCAUGAAAAAAUAUAUGAACAAAGAGUCAAAGAAAAGAGGUGUGAAACUCUUUGUUUUGGUACUUAUGUAGGCAUUCUUUGCAUCGAGUGAACGCCCGGAAAUGACAAACAAUCACAAUGUAAAGUUGGAUCCCUUCAACGAGGACUUUGUUCAAACUUUCUUUUCGUGAUCAGCUUGAGAAAUUAAAAUCAGACAUAAUGCUUUUUGUCACAAACUC